GGCCGGGGGAAGCAGGACCAGGGUCAAGAGCUGCAUCGUUGGAACCAUCCAGGGACAUGAACGGAGACUCUACCUCAGCCCUGGGGGUUAUAUGGACCAGGUGAGAUCAUUGGAGGAAAAAAUGCCAAGCCCCACUCCAGACCCUACAUGGCCUAUCUGGAUAUACAACGCAGAAACAAGCUUAUCAGCUGCGGAGGGUUCCUGGUGGCGGAGAACUUCGUGCUGACGGCCGCUCACUGCAAUGGAGACAAGAUCACUGUCAAGCUGGGAGCGCAUAAUAUUAGUAAACAGGAACGGAGCCAACAAGAGAUCCCUGUGUGUCGCCAGAUCCUCCACCCACAAUACGACAGUGAGACCACUAACAAUGACAUCAUGCUGUUGCAGCUGGCAGAGACAGUGAAGCUGAAUAAAUGGGUGAAAACCAUCCCCCUGCCACGCACCAACAAGAGAGAGAAGCCAGGGACCAAAUGCAGUGUCGCCGGCUGGGGCUGCACCAGCAAACAGAGUGAAUCAGCCCCAGCCACCACACUCCAGGAGGCAAAUUUGAAGGUGCUGGAGGAUGACGUGUGUCUGAAAAAUCCCGAUGUGACCUACUAUGACUAUGAUGCUUCCACCAUGAUGUGUGUGGGAGAUCCGAAGAAGGGCAAAGCCUCUUUUAGGGGUGACUCUGGGGGCCCCCUGGUGUGUGGGAAAAGAGCCCAGGGCAUCGUUUCAUGGGGAUCCCAAAACAGCGCCUCCCCUGGAGUAUACACAAGAGUCUCCACCUUCAUCUCCUGGAUAAAGGAGACGAUGAGGACGCUGGAGCCCCGAGCCGAGCCGGGAAUUGCUGCACGGGCCAGAGCUGCACCACUUCUGUCCUUUGGAGAGGCCCAGAUGUAGGGCCUGCUUUGCAGAGGGGCAGAGCCCCCCUAGGCUGAGCCCCCUCCCACAGCCUUUGUUACCAUCAGGCAGCCCCCCCCCCCCCGCGUCAUGAGUGUCAAGGUAGGGAGCUUAGGGGAGUUAGGAGCCAGGUUUGAGGCCAGCUCCCAUCAGCUUCCUUGGAAAUCCCAACCCUUAGACUACCUCUUUGCUGGGGAAACAGGUGGGUUAUUUCCUCCCAGAUAACAGACUUGAGCUGAACCCUGGGGAGGACCCAGUGGUUGGUAGCUCUCAUCCGUGUCAGCUGGUCAAGUGACGGUUUAUGGGAGAUCCUCGUCGUUACCUUGACCUAUUAACUCCUGUUGGAACUGCAGCCUGCCCUUUCCUCAAUGGGCCUUUCCCAGGGGUUUGUUCCCCCUGGGUGGCCACCUGCUGUUCCAAACACACCUGUUCCCGGCGCCAGCAAUGCCAGUGGGAAAGGAACUCAGCAACGGCGACGCUGAACUGACCGCAGAUCAAACAUUAGUGCUGAUCCUCCCCUUCCCACUUCCUCUGCCCUGCCGCGCGGCCUGCUGCAUUUCGCUCCCUGCUUCGUAGCCAGCAGUGAAUAAAAUGAAGUUACAAAAAAGA
This is a messenger RNA of Caretta caretta (loggerhead turtle), 1488 nucleotides long. The record is from RefSeq and is a predicted model, not a curated record. NCBI's taxonomy places the organism in Eukaryota, Metazoa, Chordata, Testudines, Cheloniidae.